GAGCCGCCGCCGCCAUGGAUGCUCCGCGCGGCGAGCGGGACCCGCCGGACGUGCGGCAGAACCGCAUCCACGCCGAGCGGGCCAAGAGGGAGCGCCGGUGGAGGCUGCUCUUCACCAAGUACACCGUGAACCCGUACUAUCCCAUUCACAUGAUUGCUAAGAAGCCAAUGGCUUGGCAUGAGAACAUACAAGAGCCAGUAGAUGAUGAAUUCCUGAAAUUUCUUCACCGUGCAGCAGAUAUACCAAGAAGGAAAUACCCAAUGCCACAAACUGAAAGCCAAGAAAUUGGCUGGCAUACAACACCUUUGGUUCCUUUUGACCACAGUGAUACCAGAUUCUACUUUCCACGCUCGACAACUGAGAUUACCAUCCAUGGCUACCCUGCACCACGGGGAGAGAAGUCUCAAGAAUAGUACAGGGGGAAAAGCACACAUAGAAUGUUAGUGACAUCUAAUGUGUUAGGCCCUGCUUGUUAUCUAGCAAGUCUGGCAGAUACCUAGUGAGAGACAAUAGAAAAAAGGAAACUUUAAUCUGUCCAGAUUUGCAAACUGACAACAGUAGCACAAACAAACCUAUCCGUAAGGCUCUGUAUUUGUCUCACUACUGUUUCUAUACCCAUCUACACAAACAGUCUAAAAAGACACUCUAACAUCUCAAAAAGCUUCAGACUUCUUAUUUUGACAUUGGCAACAUGACCCAGAACUCAACUUUGUCUUAACAGUAGUGGUGGAAAAAGCUGUCAGAAUGCAGGGAACAAAGGGCAGGCUCCAGCCACCAUUCAUUGAACAGCUCAACAUGAGUUACACACAGUUCUGUACAAACCAUUUAAUGCAUUCACACACCAAAGGUUUA
Messenger RNA from Catharus ustulatus (Swainson's thrush), 852 nucleotides. It is a transcript of the gene CFAP144, whose product is annotated as family with sequence similarity 183 member A. Gene Ontology annotation, cellular component: ciliary base. The record is from RefSeq and is a predicted model, not a curated record. The transcript has 4 exons. The coding region runs from base 15 to 413 and encodes 132 amino acids. Lineage: Eukaryota; Metazoa; Chordata; Aves; Passeriformes; Turdidae.